AUGUCUACAUCCCCGACGGCCCUGAGACUGUCCUCUAUCGUUGCGAGCAGCAGCCGUGCCCAAACCGGACACCCCGAUCGAUCGAGGAAGAUUACCCUCGCUACAAGGCCAUCAGACGGGCUCAACACCCACUUGGACCCCGAAGCACCCUUGCAUCUCGAUCUGCCUCACGGCACUCCUGCCCUGUCUCCCCCAGCUCCCGACUUCCUCAAGCUGUCGUCGCCAAUCCAGGUCAAACGCGAGGAGAUCUCCCUCCAGACCCUGUGCCAGAGCCUGAGCCUGAGGAGGGUGAGGGUGAAGAAGGAGUCUCGGAGUCCGAGUCCGCGGAUCCUGCUCGGCCCGCCUCGCCGACAGCGCUCGCCCCCGCGUCAGCAGUCCCUGACCGGAAGGCCACCACAGCCACCUCCGCCCCCGCAAUGUCCUCCGUCCCCCCUGGCGCCGAUAAUGCCGUCCCCCGCAGCCAUCCCCGACAAGGAGAUGUUGAAACUCCUCCUCCCACUCCGAUACGACGGCAAAACCGUUAUCGAGUGCAACCGGUUCCUAUCGCAGCUGCGCAUCUACUGGCUGAUCAACACGUCGUUGACCACCAUCGAGCUUAAGGUGCAGGUCGCACUCAGCCUACUCGAUGGAGAUGCCCGCGCCUGGGCCACUCCCUACUUUGCCCAGCUCGCAUUAGUGCAGGUGGGUGUGCAAGGGGCCACAACCCCAUUCGCGAACGAAGCAGCCUUUGCCGCCGCCUUCAGGGCCCGCUUCGGAAAUCUCGACGACGAGGCGGCAGCACAAGUAGAGCUGGCGAAGCUCUGCACGGACAAGUCGGUCCGCGAAAAACGCACUGCUGCGGAGUUCUCCGCGCUGUUCAAGGGUCCGGCGGACCGCUCUGGGUAUGGGGACCUGGAGCUACGCGACAAGUACCUGAGCGGCAUCCCCUCCCGUGUCUACCGCAAAAUCGAGCUCGAGACCUUUGCCACGUGGCAAGCAGCUGAGAAGCGCGCCACCGAGGUCGAGCAGAUCCUCGAUAUCAGCCGGGCCCGUAGGCCCGAGCUAAACAACUUCUUCUCGGCCCGAGGUCGAGGACGCGGAAGGGCACGUGGUGGUGCACCCUCGACGCACGCAGCUUCGGCCAGCAUCAAUGCGGCCAUCAGAAAAGGCAACUUCCCCGGCACAUGCUUUGGCUGUGGGAAGCAAGGGUACCAACGAUUCAAGUGCCCCAAUUGUAAGGACAAGCCUUACACAAAAUGCGCCGACGCGUGGGCUACGGUUGCCUCGGGAUCCACCCAGGCUGCGACAAGCGCCCCGUCAUGA
Molecule: messenger RNA, 1302 nt
Organism: Postia placenta MAD-698-R-SB12
Lineage: Eukaryota; Fungi; Basidiomycota; Agaricomycetes; Polyporales; Adustoporiaceae
Exons: 2
Coding region: 1-1302 (433 amino acids)
Source: RefSeq, a predicted model, not a curated record